Exserohilum turcica Et28A is the source of this 1419-nucleotide messenger RNA. RefSeq lists its product as uncharacterized. The transcript is spliced from 2 exons. Gene Ontology annotation, molecular function: SNAP receptor activity. The coding region runs from base 1 to 1323 and encodes 440 amino acids. NCBI's taxonomy places the organism in Eukaryota, Fungi, Ascomycota, Dothideomycetes, Pleosporales, Pleosporaceae. Gene Ontology annotation, cellular component: endoplasmic reticulum; SNARE complex. The record is from RefSeq and is a predicted model, not a curated record. Gene Ontology annotation, biological process: retrograde vesicle-mediated transport, Golgi to endoplasmic reticulum.
AUGGCUCCCAUCCCCUCCACCACCCAAUCCCUCACCGCGCGCCUAAACACCCUUUCCGAAUCAAACAAGGCGGCCGGCCAACUCAUACAGCGCCUUGCCAAACUCGAUUUCCAGCCAGGCUCCCUGCCGCUAGACCCUGCCGACGAGGGUGACGUGCGCCUCGAACUUGGUGCCGAGAUACAUGAAACGCUGAAGGGCAUUGAGGAGGAACUCGAGCUUCUGCGACAGGAAGUCGAAGACGUCACUCUGCACGGCGGCAUUGCUGGCCGAAGAAAAGACAGCAGCAAGGAGAGCGAAAGGAGUAGGCUUGCCGUCCUACUUGCAAGACUGACCGAGGACUUGAAAUCCUCGCGAGCACAGUACCGCAAAGCCCAGCUUACCGCCAAACACAACGCCGACCGCGCAAAGCUCAAGGAACGCGAACUGCUCUUCUCCAACCUACAGUCAGGCUCCUCGACUCCUUCGUCUACAUAUCGCCAAAGGAAGCAGCAGCAGGGCAUAUCAGAAGGCGAGGUCGUCGCCCAGGCUUCCUCGGACGUUACCGCUGCCCUACGAAGGACACACCUGUUGAUGAGAGAGGAACUCUCACGCUCACGCUUUGCCCAAGAAACACUUGAACAAUCGACGGCUGCACUUGAGAAUCUCGGCGAGCACUACUCAGACCUCAACACGCUGCUAGCAAACAGCAAGACGCUCGUGUCGACACUACUCAAAAGCCAAAAAAGUGACACGUGGUAUCUCGAAACCACCUUUUACAUUCUCAUCACAACCGUUCUCUGGCUCGUUUUCCGCCGCUGGCUGUACGGACCGCUAACGUGGUUUAUCCUGUGGCCGCUCAAGAUUGUCUUUCGCAUUCUUUUCGCAGUUGCACCAGUGGGCACCGCAGUAUCGUCUUCUUCCAAGAGCCUAGUCAUCCAACCCAGCGCAACAGGCGGCAUACCCCGGCGCGAACCCAACGCCCAGCCUCACUACAUUCCCGUUGGUCGUGGAGGCGGAGCCCAGAAACAAGGUCAAGAUCCUAGUCCCCCAGGCUCCUACUCGCAGCAAGUCGGCAACAUGGCGGAACAAAAUCAGCAGCAACAGCAGCAACAACAACAAGAGGUGCCGGACCACCCGCAAUUCAAACCACGGAAGCAAGAUGAAGAUGAUGGGCCAGUAACGCGUGGAGACGGAACUGUGCUCAAGGAGAGUAGCAAGCCUCGUAAUCCAAAGAAGAAGAUGUGGGAUGAGGAUGUGGAGAGCAGGAAGAGGGAAGAGGAGCAGCAGCAGCAGCAGCAGCAAGAGCAGGAGGCUGGUGGUGAGAGGAGUCGAGAUGAGUUGUAGUGUGGUUGUGAAAAUAAUCCUAUGAAACAUCCCAAGUUAUCCCGAUUACUCUUGACCGUUGUUUGAUUUCUUGUCUUGUCUUGCAAUCAAUGAUUC